This is a messenger RNA of Ostrea edulis (European flat oyster), 6469 nucleotides long. RefSeq names its product transient receptor potential-gamma protein-like. Gene Ontology annotation, biological process: manganese ion transport; regulation of cytosolic calcium ion concentration; calcium ion transmembrane transport. The coding region runs from base 833 to 3499 and encodes 888 amino acids. Gene Ontology annotation, molecular function: protein binding; inositol 1,4,5 trisphosphate binding; store-operated calcium channel activity. The transcript has 12 exons. Gene Ontology annotation, cellular component: cation channel complex; membrane. The record is from RefSeq and is a predicted model, not a curated record. NCBI's taxonomy places the organism in Eukaryota, Metazoa, Mollusca, Bivalvia, Ostreida, Ostreidae.
UACUGUGAUGAUCAUUGGUCAUGGGUGGACUUAGAAUAACAUUAAUGUAUUAAAAAGACUUAUUUUUAAGUUUUGUACCAGUGGAUUGUACUCCUAAAUUAGGACAGUCUCAUUUUAUGAUGAUAAUGACAUUUUCUCUCCUUUAAUUCGACAAUUUCAGCUGCAGUGUGCUGGAUGGUUUUUGUGUCUAUCAGAAAAUGUGAGGAGAUUCAUUUUGUUUUUAUGUGAUUUAUAAAGCCUCAUCAUGAUGCCAAGUACAUUAGUGAAAAGUGCAGCUAACAAAAUCUUUUAUGUAUCAACUGCAUCUUUUUGAUGUACUUUGAAAAGUGUUGAAAAUCUAGCCUCCCUUUUGAAUGUGACCAGCACAUAAUAUGGGAGAUUGAAGGGGAAAAUAGAUACAAGUGAAUUAUAACUAUCUGUGGGCCCAGAGGACUUGGCCAGGCUUUUGAUGAAUGAUUUGAUUUAUGCCAUUGUUUUAGUGAAAAAUGUUUUGAUGUGAUUUAAAGAGAACUGCUCUUCUGAGUUAUAUACUGUCUAGUAUUUCGGUGUUUUUGGUCCCUGUACUUUAUACACUGAACAAAAAUUCAAUAACUGAUGGGAUUAAUUCAUUGUUAGAGAAACAUGUGAAUUGAAUUUCUAUUACUGGGGACAAAAGUUUUACUUUCUGUGUUUGUCAUAGUUACAUGGUGAUUUGCGUGCAACAGGUGUGAAACUGUCAAUGUAUAAUGUUUUGCUCAGAGAGGUAUGCUGUGCUGUGUUGACAUAAUAUGAACCCCUUCAUCAUUUCAUCUCAUUUGGAUAAUUAACGGCUGUGAUUGACAGGAAUAUUGCAAUGGACAGUUUGGAUGACUUGAAGGAGUCAAUCUCUGGCAUAGUACCAGGAAGCAGUGCCGGCACAGAACAACUAGACUUCAACAGUUUGGAGAACAAAACUAUGGACAAAUUGUACUACCAGUACCGAGAGAAACUUAUGAACCAGGGACGGUUCAUUGACCCAGAGACUGAAUUGGAAGGUGACAGUUUUGGAAUGGGAGUGGUUCGUAAAGAAAUGGAUCUUUCCAAUGAUGAGAAACAAUACCUCCUUGCAGUGGAACGUGGAGAUGUGCCAUCAACUCGGCAGUAUCUCGGUAUGGGGGUGCAGACAGGACUCAAUGUAAACUGUGUGGACCCACUUGGGCGCUCAGCACUGCUCAUUGCAAUUGAGAAUGAGAAUAUUGAAAUGAUAGAGGUAUUGUUGAAUUAUAAUGUGGAGGUUGGAGACUCGCUUCUCCAUGCUAUCAAUGAAGAGAACGUUGAAGCUGUGGAAUUGAUACUGAACCAUGAGGUAGCAACUAAAGGAGAGGAGUCCAUUGAUUCACACCAAGAAAGGUCACUUCACCAAAGUGUUCCGUCCAGUUCUUUCACUCCAGAUAUCACCCCAAUAAUCCUGGCAGCUCACCGUGACAAUUAUGAAAUCAUCAAAUUAUUACUGGAUCGAGGCUACCGAAUUCCAAAACCCCACAAUAUCAAGUGUUAUUGUAAGUCAUGCUUGUAUGGAAGUACUGAUGACAGUCUACGUCAUAGUCGGUCACGUAUCAAUGCUUACCGAGCACUUGCAAGUCCCUCCUUGAUAGCUUUAUCAAGUAAAGACCCCAUUUUGACUUCAUUUGAAUUGAGUUGGGAACUUCGAAGACUUAGCAAGCUAGAAAAUGAGUUUAAGGUGGAUUAUGAAAAGUUAGCCAGAAAGUGCCAAGAAUUCGCAGUGGAUUUGCUGGAACAGAUCCGUGGAUCCAAGGAGUUGGAAGUGAUUUUAAACCAUGAUACAACUAAUCCAGCCAAUGAUGAAGGAGGUCUAGAGGUUGAACCUCAGCCUAGUGACAAGUUGAAGCUCAGUCGAUUAAAACUGGCCAUCAAGUUCAAACAGAAAAAGUUUGUUGCUCAUCCCAACUGCCAACAACUGUUAGCAUCUCUGUGGUAUGAAGGCUUGCCCGGAUUCCGUCGACAUAACAUUGUAUCCAGACUGAUGAUUACAUUUUUAAUUGGACUUACUUUCCCAUUGCUUUCAUUAUUCUACCUAAUAGCACCGAAGAGUCGAUUGGGGAAACUUAUACGAAAGCCUUUCAUAAAAUUCAUUUGUCAUAGUGCUUCGUACAUUACAUUCCUAGUUUUACUGAUUCUGGUGUCUCAAAGAGUGGAGAUUCCUAUACCUGGGUUAUCAGACAAAGUUGCAUCAGACCUAGAGAAGAUAAAAUUGGAGCGGAGAGGGGCACCAGCCACCAUGGUGGAGUGGAUGAUUCUCGCAUAUGUUGCUGGUUUAAUAUGGGCAGAGAUCAAACAACUGUGGGACGAAGGGGCUCACGACUAUGUUCAUGACAUGUGGAAUAUCCUAGACUUUGUCACAAAUUCCUUGUACAUAGCAACAUUUACACUUAGGUUAAUAGCUUACCUUCAGGUACAGAAAGAAAUAGAAGAAAAUAAACCAAGUGCAGAUUUAGAAAGGAAAGAUUGGAAUGCAUAUGACCCAAAUCUCAUAGCAGAAUCUCUUUUUGCUGCAGCAAACAUUUUUAGUUCUUUGAAAUUGAUUUACAUUUUCACUGUGAAUCCCCAUCUGGGGCCCCUUCAAAUAUCACUGGGUCGUAUGAUCCUGGACAUCAUGAAAUUUGCAGUGUUGUACGGAUUGGUUCUGUUUUCUUUUGCUUGUGGGCUGAACCAUCUCUAUUGGUACUAUGCAACACUGAGAGAACGAGAAUGCAGAGUGCUGAAUAUUGAUGAAUCCUGUGAUCGCAAACACAAAAGAUUUGCCAAUUUGUUUCAAAUACUACAGACCCUCUACUGGUCAAUCUAUGGUUUGAUAGAUUUAAAUAGUGCUGAGCUUCAGGAGAGUCACAUUUUUACAGAGUUUAUUGGGAAGCUGAUGUUUGGUUCCUAUAGCUGGAUAGCCUUGGUUGUACUUCUGAAUUUGCUCAUUGCCAUGAUGAGCAACUCUUACCACAAUACUUCAAGUCAGGCUGAUGAGGAGUGGAAGUUUGCUCGGUCGAAACUGUGGAUGAGUUAUUUUGAAGACAGUGGAACACUUCCUGCUCCAUUCAACAUCUUACCAAGCCCAAAGUCCUUCAUCUAUCUACUUCUGUGGUUUAAACAUAACGUAUGUUCAUGUUCUCUCAAUCAGAAGAGAAACAGGUGGCAAAGUAUACGAAAAAUUGUGAAGAAAAUUAAUGAGAAAGAAAUUAGAUAUCAGCAUGUAAUGAGAGAUUUGAUAAAGAGAUACAUUAUGCAAAAGCAGAGAGGCCCACUCCGAGGAGAAGGUGUAACAGAAGAUGACAUGCAAGAAAUCAAACAGGACAUAUCAUCUUUCAGAUAUGAACUGCUUGAGAUUUUACGCAACAACGGAAUGCGAACUCCUAACCCCAAUCAGCCGAAACCGACCAGUAAGAAAAUGCGCUACUGGAAGCAACUCUGUGGGGGGCUCUCGGAGAGUUUUGAUUCCACCCAGAGUCAAAAUGGCUUCCCUGUGGAUUAAGCAGUUUCCUUUUAUAGCAAUGUUUAUCAAAAGAAACCUCUACUUGCUUGAUUUUUCCUCCUUAACCUUUAAGGGCUACCAUAUGGAUGCAAAAAAUUGUCAGAGGUUGAAAUUCAUCCAUGUUUUUGUAAACAGCAUCAUUUUGUUUCAAAAUGAUUCACAUGGUAGCCCAUUUUCCAUAUGAGAUAUGUGUGCUGAUGUUAUCUGGCAGUUUAUAUAUAAAGGGACAACAUGCCAGAUGACAUUUUCCUCCUCCAUUUUGUUACCAUAGUGAUGUUGUUGCUAUAUGAAUCACUGCAGUGCUUGAAUAUUAUUGUUGUCUUCCAUAUUUUGAUAGUUGUGUAAUCUACACGGAACACCUCUUUGUGGAUUUUUUUUUAAUUUAAAGACAUAAGCAACCAAAUCACUUAGACGAUGGCCAAUAUGGGAUGUUUGAGGGGUGGAAGGCAGGUACAAGCUGGUACAAGCUUGAACAUAGAGGAUAUAGCUUUAAAAUGUACAUGUAUAAAUGCAGCCAUUUCAAAGGAAAAUCCCAUUUUGCAUUUUAAAAUAUUUGAAUCAAACUGAAUUUUCUUUUGAAAGGUAUCAGAUGGUUUUAAUACAGACCUUGAAGAAUACUACCAUACCAAAUGAACCACUCUGUUACCAUUCUAUUCUAGAAUGGUUACAUUAUCAUCUCAAAGAUUUCAUUCAGUAUUCUCUUUUCAUCUAAAAGUGUUUGAUCUCAAUGACUACAUACCGUUUAUUUCCACAUGUUCAUUGGGAACUCUUCUGAAGGCUUUGUAUCAUUAUCUGUCUAACACUCUGACACUUGAUUGCAGGCACUUGCAUGGUCGCGAUGGAAAGAAUGCAUCAUCUAAUUAAUAAUGUCACUCAGUCAGGAUGGAAAGAAUGCAUCAUUUUAGUUAUAUGGCACCCGGUCUGGAUGGAAAGAGACUAUCUCUCUCAAUUUGAUAUGGUACAUGUAUAACAUUGUACAAGGCUGGACUGUUAAUUGCAUCUACAGAUGACCCAUUAGUUUACAAAUUACACAACUAAGCAGUAGGCAUUUAUUUUGCAACAUGAACAGAAAUUAGUGUUUGCACAUUUUCUGUAUUAGAUUAAAUUACAGGAAUAAAGUGUUCAAUGAAUCAUUGCAGAGUAGAUGGAAGGUGAAGAUAACGAACAGUAAUCAAUGAAAGGUGAAGAUAAUGAACAGUGAUCAAUCUCAUAACUCCUAUAAGCAAUACAAAAUAGAGAGUUGGGUAUACAGAGACCCCUGGACACACCAGCCAUGAGCCCUAUAUAUUGAUAAAGUAAACAGAGUUUUCCGUAGUAAAAAUCAGUGUGCCACGAACUGCUUAACAAUCGGUAUGAAACACGUCAGACAGCAUUUGACCCAAUGAUAGGUUGUAUUGGCAAACUAAAUCUUAGAAUUUGCAAAAUGCUGACUUUAAACGAGAAUGUUGAAACCCCUGCACCAUCAACUUGUUUGUCAGUAGUCUGCCUCAAUUUAAAAACUGACCAUACGCAGAACAGGCUCUUGCGUAUUGAAUCAGUUGAGAGAUAUAAACACCAUAUGCAGGUGAUAAUGGAAUAUUGCUACAUAAAUAUGGGAAGUUGAUGAUGGAGAAGCUGAAAUCAUCCUGUUUGUCAUAAAGUUGAGUUGUUAGUUUGCCGUUAAUAUCUACUUUCAAUAAAAUAUCCAAGUAUGAAGCAGAAUUGGACGACUCUGUGGUGUCUUUUAUUUCAAAUUCAUGGGGAUAUAUCAAAUCAACAUAUGAAUGAAAGUUAUUCUUGUUAAUAGAUAAAGCGUCGUCGAUAUAUCUUAAUGUCGAAUUGAAGGCCAUAGAGAUUUUUUUCUUCUCACGUAGAAGUUUCUGAAUAAAUUCUGUUUCAUAUGAAUAUAAAAACAGGUCAGCUAACAAAGAAGCACAAUUCGUGCCCAUAGGAAUUCCAACAGACUGUUGGAAGACCUUAUCACCAAAGACCACAAAGAUAUUGUCAAUGAGGAACUCCAGCAUAUUUUUAUUUCAACUUCAGAGUACUUGUGUGCAUGUGUAUGAAACAAGUCAGACAGAUGUGCACAAUUGAUUAUGUGUAACCAUGGAUGCAUGUAUAUAAAGUUCUGAAACUUUUUAAAGCUUUAUUCAGCUAGGUAAAUUUUGUAGUUGAUAGGGGUUGGUUUUAGGAAAAUGAUAUAGAAAAUAAUAUUUGACAUUAAAAUUCAUCAUAUAUUUCACCUGUACAUUGGCCCUUGGACUAUUGGUUUAAAUCUUUGACACCCUAGAUUGUAUAUAUUUUUUACAUUCAUUACCAAUUCCUUUUGCAACCAAGAAGUAAAUUGAUUAGUAAAUGAAUUAUUUUUGGAAAAACUACAUAAUUUCUUCAAAGUAUUCUGUUCCCAUUUAGAAUUGUUCUGUUUUUAUGGUUAAGAAUAAUGUUCCAUGCAGAUUGUUUAGUAUUCUGUUCUCAUCUAGAAGCAUUCAGUUCCCAACAGGAAUUGUUCUGUUUUUGGUUAAGAUUAAUGUUCCAUUCAGUUUUUGUUUCCAAUCAAAGUGUUGCCAACCAUUACAUUCUAGCACACUUCAGGGUCUGUAUUAUAUGCACUGGUUAUAAUAAUGGCUUCCCUUUUAAUAACGAAAUUUAGUACUGUAAUAGAUUGCUGAAAAUCUUGUAUACUUCUUUCAUAUGAUCAUAUCCUGUAAUUUCACCUGAACCACCUGCUGAAUUUGCUAAUUUUAUGAUUUUAAUUUUUGAAUUUACUGAAUAUGAAAAUAGAUUUUCCAUCAUAUCAAAACAGACUAACCAUGUUUUUAUAACUGAGUAAUAAUAAUAUGAGUCAUAAACUCCAUGAAGGGAGAUGUUGACUCAAGGUCUCUCUAAUUACUGUGAUUGUGCUGUUAAGCUGAAUGAAAUAUCCACAAGAUGAUAGUUGAUUCCCAGAAUGAUUAAAACUGGAGCAUUAAAAACAUUUUACUCUUCCAUAAA